Messenger RNA from Pelobates cultripes (western spadefoot toad), 11002 nucleotides. The record is from the annotation of a GenBank genome assembly. Lineage: Eukaryota; Metazoa; Chordata; Amphibia; Anura; Pelobatidae.
AUGGACAAUAAGGGAAGUGGAGAAAGACCGGGACUGCCAUAUGCCUUCUAUUACAAAUACACAGAGUAAGUUUAAUCGUUGGGUUCAUGGUAACAUGAAUGAAUAUAAACCAAAAGGUUUAAUUGCCGGGGACUGAAAUUCAAUUUGCAAAAUAAAACGUUAUGACUAUAGUUAGAAGAAGAAUAUUAAAAUUUGUUUAGCAUUUUGUAGCACUAUUUAGUGGGGGGAAAAAAACCUAAUAAAUAAAAAACUAAUAAAUGAUAAUUCCAUAAUAUUACAACUAAAUGUUUUUUAAAAAGGAAUCAUGGCCGGGUGAUAUAGUGUGAGAAUAUUAACCCAGAGUGUAGACAAGGUCUAGAGCAAACCUAGAUCCCAUUUUACAGCGGAAAAUGUUCACAUUGUAACAAUGAAACUAAGGGCCCAGAAGCUCAUUGGCUGGCUAUUGUGUAAUACGGCCAAUCACACACGCAGUCAACCCAACGUAUCACAUGGACCAGACAAGAUGUGGAACUGGAGUUUAGAGGAAGAGUAAGUAGCAGGAAUCCUUAGACUGACACUGGAGCAUGGACGGAGCCAUUAAUACAAGAAUUCAUAACUCAGGGGCAGGGCUUCAUAUAUGCAGGGCACUGGGAAUUCCAGGUUUUAGAAAUACUGGAAUCCAUGGAAUUAAUUCAUUAAAGACCAGACUCCAGAUUAGAGAUCAUUAAUUUAGAUACAAGUUAAAGGUAUCUCUGCAAAGAGUUCUGGGUUGUACAUAAAUGGCCAUGAUAUCUUUAGAUGUGGACCAAUAAUUAAUUCUAUUAAUUUAGGCAAAAUUAUGAGCUAUGGUACUCCAAGUUGGACUAAAGCCAGUCCAGACAAUAACAAGGCAACAUAGGCAAGGAAUCGGGGCUCACAGGAUCCGGAUGUUAAAGAAAACAUGACCAGUGAAUGACAAGGACAAUGGACUGUACAUUCAUAGGGAGUCAAUAUCAGAGGACACAAAGAGUUCUUAGUAACCAAUGUCUGACCAGGAGGAGAAGAACCAUCAGACUGUAAUGUGUAUUUACUUAUUAUGAGAUUGAGCUGUAAUUGUUGUAAUACAUUGGGCUAGCAGUACCCUACAGCUUUUUUUUUUUUAUUUGGAGAUGAAUAAGAGAUGCAACAUGUCUAUAUAUAUCCUGUCCCAUGUGCAGCUAUCCCUACCCUACCAGAUGAGUGUCCUCUUAUAAAAUAACAAUAUUAUCAUAUAAUAAAAUAAUAUAAAAUAACAACAGACAAAGGUUCAGUUCUGAAGUAAUGUAGGUAUGCCAUACAAUAAACAGACCACGUGAUUUCAGCUAUCCUGAAACAGAGUUUGAUUGUAAUAACAGAUCUAUCCAUCUACUUCCACAGCGAUGCAGAGAGUGAAUGUAAUCUCGCCAUACAGCCUGGUAACCGCACUCUUUACAUCUGCCACUUCCCUGAGGAUGAUGUACGUCUAUUUAACGACCUCAAGGUAUCAGUGAGAAUUAGAGAUACAAACCAGACACUCUACCACCGAACGCUAGAGGUGGAAAAAGUGGGUAAGAAACUCAGAAUUUAGUGGAAACCUCAAAAUAAAAUGUUAUCACCAAUCAUUUCUGAAUAUAAUACUUCAAAACAGAAUACUUUCAUUCUUAAAUCUUCUAACCAAUUCUACUGCAGCACAAAAUGUAAUGAUUUCAUCAAGCAUCUCUCCAAUAAUCAGUUGGGACAAACAUGGUUUUGUCAUCCUUAUCCUCGCAGUUUAAAGAGUAGUAGUCGAUUUUUGUUGCUAUUUUUUUUGUUUAUAUGGCAAGUGAUAAUCAGAUAGAAAAAUAUACACUUGAAGGAGGUACAAGGGACAAUGACAAACCUAUGUGGAGCAAGUUGAUCAUAUAGACCUUAUCAAAUAUUGUGCUGGUGCAUAUUUGUGACAAUAGUGUCAUUGGAGAAGAUCUUUCAUAUUGAUCAGGUGAUAACUUUCUUUCAAAAGGGGAGUCGAAGAAUUAUUGGAUCUUCUUCAGAGAUAUAUUCUGCAGCCUUCACCAAAAAGGUUUUAUUUGUCUCAGUUGAGGCCCAGAACACUGUGAUGACUUUGCAAGUUUUCUCUUACAGGGCUAAUAGACCAUCCCAAAAAUAUCAAGGCAUUCUGGGCCGGAAAUGGCAACGUUAUUCAAGUUACUUGGAAUUCUCCAAAUCAUGAAUUCAGAGAUUUCUUCAGGUAUCAAGUCCAAUAUUGGCCAGAGAACUCUACACACACAUACGACCAGGUAAGAAUUUUGUGUAGGUUUGUAGUUGUUGUUUUUGCCUAAUUUGAAGAAAAAUUUACCAAUUGUUUAACGUUGAAUGUUUUGUAUUUCUUGACAGAUCAUAAAUUCAGAAGAUCUACCGUGCCGCCUUAAAAAUCUCCAGUAUGAUCUCUUUUACCAUCUUCAUGUCCGUACUCAGGUCAAUGAAGGAGAUGAUAGCUUCUGGGGUCCAUGGUCAGAAACUAUCACCUUCUUCUCCUUGGCUUCUCCAGGUAGCGAUCAUUAGUCUUAUUACUUGAGUAGGAAGAUGUAUUGUAGCAGGCUGGCCGGGUCUUGGGUCAUAAACAACAGAAACAGUUCUUUCUUCCAAUAUGAGGAAAUCUUUAUUUAGCAAGCAGGCCCCAAUUGAGCCACAGCAAAACAUUGAACUAAAAUAAUCUCCUAGUCCACACUGGAGACUAACUAACAUAGAGUACCCUUUAUAUGCUACUGGACAGCUAAGCUGACCCCAGUAGUUUAACAAAUAAAAAUAAAGACUUGCAAAAUACCUUUUUGUUCCCACACAGUUUCAGCAGUCUUUUUGACUCACAGUCUCUUUUUCUCCGCCCCAGCUCUUCACAGGAGAGACUGGUUUCCCUCUGCAUAGGGUUUAUGUAGCUCCCUAAUUGAUGGACUAGAGCAACCUGAUUUUUAACCACCUCUAGUCAGGGAACACUGAAAGUGCCAUUCUGGGGCUAAUAUCGCAGUGUUCCCUCACACUGUCACAAUAUGCAUUCAAAAGCAGUAUUUAAAGGAUAACUGCUUAUUAUAAAAUGUUUUAUUUUAAUAAGUGGCUCGAUUUAAUAGUGUACAUAUUAUACUAUUAUUACUUUCAAAGUUGCGACAAUAUUAGAUGUCAGACCAGCUCGAUUACCAAUGUAUUAUAAAUUAGACAACAUGGAGGUGCAGCAGCCGGGAGAAGUAGUGUCAGGGUUGGAAUCAUUCAUUCAAGUUCUUUCCACAGAGUAUAAUGGGAGAUGAGGAUUCAGUUCCCCAUAUUUUUUUACUGAUAUAGGUGACUUUAAGUAGAAGUUACAAUUUAAAAACAUAUUUUUAUGUGUGUACUGUUCCUCAAUCUGUAUUAUGUUUACAUUUUGAUCAAUACGGUAGCACCAUUCCUGCAAAAUGCAUGUUCUGUGUCUUCCCCCAUUUCCAUUUCCUUUCCUAAUUGGGAAAUUGGCAAAAGUUAAAUCGCUACAACUUGCAAAAUGUAGCAACACGCAUGUUAGCAAGUAGCAGCUGAAUGAUAAAAAUGAACGGCAUUGCAUAGAGAUCCACCAGCCUUCGCUUGCCUAGGACUGGUGUAAAUACAAAUUCUCUAUCGCCAUGUCCACGUUUACCUGUGGGAGCACUCCAACGCUCUCUGAGAGAUUUUAAUGCCAGUGUAACUGAUUGAAUACAGACAUUAGCCAAAAGCCAUUUUCGUGUAGCUUUUACCUGAUGCUCUAAUAGUGUAACUUUUACAUUGACCUCUAAUAAAUCGCAGGGAGAAUAAUCAAAUAAAACGUCUUAAAAUAAAAACCCGCUAUUGUUAAAGGUACUUCAUAAAAAAAGAGACGUAAGAGACACGUAAAGCAGUCGUUUUUUUCUAGAAAAAAUAUUGGAACAAAAUAAGUUCCAUGGAGAUAACUCCCAUUUUAUAAUCUUGGCCGAGUGAUGAUGUUCUGUGACUGUUCACUGCUUGGAAGCCUUUUACUGAUUUUAACGUAGUCCCAGUUGAUGUUUAUUUGGCCUGGGAGAAACAGGCGUGGGUCAUGGCUACUGUAUUUACAUAAUGCUACAUCAUGGCUUACAUCCAAUGAUCUGUAUUCACAGAUAAAAUCGAGCUGCGAUGUGUCACUCCGGACCUGUUUUUGGUUUGCUGUAAAUGGAAUAAAGUGACAGAGUAUCCACAUGCUUUGCAACAACUAUUCUAUCACUAUGGGUAAAAUGACACCUUUAGAACAAUCUACUAAUGUAACUUACAAUAAAUACAGUAAUAAUAUGUCACUUUUGUAUUUUUAUUUGGUUUUAUAAUUAUGUUUUUUUGCUAUCUGCACUCUUGUAUAGUUUGAAACAUUGUCUGUAGACCAUUGUAAGGUGAGUUCAAUUCAGCUCGUCAGAACGCAUCAGUUGAGUUUUAUUAAUUUUCUAUAACGGAUAGCAUUGAUUGAUUGCCUUAAAACAACUGUUAUCAACCCACACUCGUUCAAAAGCCAGUUGGCUAUUUAGAUUUUAGGAAUUGACCCGUUUUUCUAAAAACUAAUUUACAUUUGUAAGACAAGCCAUAGUUCAAUCCAUGUCAUUUCCAGCAGUGUUAGGGCCAAUGGUGACCAAGAAUUAAUUUAUUAUUAGAGCAAUCCUUCUCAGUCCAUGAAAAUAAUGAAAUUUUUCUGAUGGCAGGGAACACAACUGGCAACUCUGUGAGCGUAAUAUUAAUAUGACAGACUGUAACUGUGUGUUUAUGGCAAAAAAUGACUCCCAGCUAUCUAUAAUCGUCAAUAUAUCAUCUGCUGACCACCUAUUGCAAGUCUUCUUCAAGGAGCCCUUCUGGAUAAACCACGUCGGUAAGGCCUGGCUUAUAGCCAUACCUGAUCUCUGGGGACAGCAGGCAUUUUAUGAAAUAUGGCAUGCUAGACCUCAGUUUCCUAAACAAAGCAUCUGGGAUUUUACAUUUUUUUCAUAUCUUUCUUUUCAAACUAGUGUCUCCACCACCCCCAGAUCUCCACCUUCAGCAGGUGCCAGGUGGUAAGCUUGCCUUGAACUGGACACUCCCCGUGUCAGGAUUAGAACAGGAUAUGAUUUAUGAGAUCCGCUUCUCAAAGGAUGCAGGCACAACAUGGAAGGUAAAUGAGAAGAGACAGGGUGGAAUGGGUAGAGAAGGUGGAAUGUUAUAAGAAAGAAUAAAGGAAAGGAUUACAAAGCACGGGGAGAAAUUGAAAGGGAAUAGGUAGGAAAGGGAAAGGAAAGACAGUGGGUAAAAGGGGAAAUGGAAUGAGAAUAAAUGGAAAACUAAUGUUCUGGAAAAGAAAGGACAGCGGAAAAUAAUGAAAAAGAUAGGGAAGUGAUGGGGAAGGAUCGGGUUACAAAGGGAAAGAAGCAAAAGGAAGAUCAGAGUAAAACAUGAUAGAAGAAAAGGAUGAAAGUAAGGAAUGAAGGAGAAAAAGAAGAAUUAAUUAAAAGGGGCAGAUGGUGGAAGAAAAGAACAAGAAAAGAAAGUUGAUCUAGAUCCUAGAGAGAUACAACAAAGGUAAUGGAGGGCAGAGCUUUAAUGCUAUUUAUUCUGUCAGACCCUGCAGAUUCCACGUGGAGUGUCCCAUGAAGUUCUUGACUUAAUGCCCGGCUCCCGAUAUUCCCUGCAGAUCCGAUCAUGUCCCAGUGGAGACAGGAUACAGGGAUUCUGGAGCUCAUGGUCCGAAGCAGCGAGCAUUACUCUUCCUUCCAGCAAAGGUGAGACAAUGGGAACCUUUUUUUUUUUUGGGAACCUUAAUAGUCACAUAAAGCAGAAACAAAAGUAAAAUUCAUGCCAUGAGAGCAAUAUCCUGCUUGGGUACAGGUGUGUUCUUAUCAUGGGGUCAGUCAAACCUGUGAUCCAACAGGGAAAGAACUUCAUGUCUGCUCUAAGUGGAACUGCUGGCAAAUUAUUAUUAGAUAUGAGUAGGAUAGUGAACAUUAUUAAAGCAAAAAGUAAGAUGCUUUGAAGGAGUGCUCCAAAUACAUUAACAAUUCCUUCUCAACUCCCGAAAUGCAGUCAAAUCUCUCCUUGGAUCAAGAACCUCAUAAAUUAAAAAUUAUAUCCCUGAAUAUUAUGCUUUCGCAAGUAUUCAUCCAGUUGCUGUCUAAACAUCUGUACAUGUUUUGAUAGAACCACCUCUUCAGGCAGAGAAUUCCACAUCCGUAUUGUUCUUACAGUAAAAAAAAGCGCUCCAUUCCUUUUAGCAAUUUUGAAGCUUAUCUCUGCACUUUUGCUAGUGCCAUGAUAUCCUUCUUUAGAACAGGUGCCCAAAAUUGCACAGCAUAUUUAAGGUGUGGUCUUACCAGCGAUUUAUAAAGAGGCAAAAUUAUAUUCUCGUCCCAAGAAUUUAUGCCCCUAUUUAUACAUGACAAGAUCUUACUGGCCUUAGCAACUGCAGAUUGACAUUGCAUAUUGUUGUCUAAUUUGUUGUCUAUAACAAUUCCCAAAUCCUUCUCGUGUGUGGUUAUUCCUAACUCAAUAGCUUGGCCAGUAGGAUAACCUCCUGGUUAAACGCUUUGGUAUUAUUAUGGGUGUAAAUUGCUUGUGUGUUCUUUACCCAGAUGUGCAUAACUUUGUAUUUCUCCAUGUUAAAUUUCAUCUGCCAUUUUAGUGCCCAGUCCCCCAGUCUAUCCAAAUCCCUCUGCAGAAAAGCAAUGUCCUGCACAACAACGUACAUGCAGAUUUGAUUUGUCGGUAUAUUUACUGAACUGUUAUUUUUUGAUGUAUUACUUUAACAGUGAUGCAGCAGACUGAAUAGCAUGGCUUAAUGCGGAUGUACAAUGGGUUAGAUGGAUAUAUGAGUUACUGAACCUUAUUUUUCAGGCUGGUUAAUCACCACCAUUGUCCUGGUCUUGCUAUCAGUCCCCGGGGCUGUGCUGUGUAUUUACUGUGUCUUACGCCCAUUCUACAGGUAAGUAAAUAGCAGCAAAAAUGUCCCUAAUACAAUAGUGCACUGUGUUUCUAAAUCCAGAUCUCCAAAUCUUUAUUGUUGAUGAGUUACAAACCGAUGUUAUAGUUACUAACUUUAUAGGAUCUUGUAUGGAGAAUGCAUGAUAGUUACAAGAACUGUGUAAAGUGAAUCAUUAAAUAUCAAAGGAGGUUUUUCAUUAAACUGUGAAAUGACCAAACUGCCCUAUGGAUGGGACAAUUAAAUCAAUCAACCAAUAGAAAGUAACUGAAUUAUUUUCGACAAUGCUAGAACUAGUGUAGCACAUGGGAUCUCCAUUGAGAUGUUAUAGUUGUGGCCCCUGCAUCAUGCUAUGAUUGUUUUAUCUUGGAUUCAUUGAUUGUAGAGUAUCCAAGAAUCCUGCUCUCAUCGCAGUGGCCUGUCAUGUAAUGGAUUCUUGUGUAUUUCCUUGUUUUCAGGAAACUGAAGGACAUUCUUUGGCCACCUCUACCCAAUCUGCAUCAUGUGCUGGACACGUUCCUCACUGAAAUCCAGAAACAGUACAAGGUGAACCUAAUAUUCAAUCAGUCAUGGGAAAGGGCCCCAUAACAACACAACUUUAAAGGAACACUAUAGUGUUAGGAAUAUAAAUAAUGUUCUACUAACUAGUUAAGACAGGCUCCCCCACCUCUCCUGUUUGGAAUAAACUUACAGUUCUCUGUGCAGUCGCCCCACCUCCCAGGCUGAGAUGAUCAAUCCUGAUUAAUUCAGUUUAUGCAACGCUUCCCCCAUGCAUCUCUAAGGGAAACUUUAAUUGUCUACAUGCAGAGACACUGAAUGUCGGUCCUUCAAUCUUCACCAAGAAAAAAGCUUCAGGCCCUCAUUGUGUUCACAUUCAAAGCAGUUUAUUGGACCAUUAUAUGCACAGCAACGUUUCGACCUCCACUAAGGUCUUUGUCCAGCUUGAGGAGGUCAGUGGAGGUUGAAUUGUUGCUGUGUACAUGAUAGUACAAUAAACUGCUUUGAAUUUGAACACAGUGAGUGCCUGAAGCCUUUUCCUUGGUAUAUACUACAUGUAUGGGGUGUGCUAGCCCUGGCUCAGUUACGUACCAUGUUGUUAUCUGGAAGAGUGCAAUCACUCUUCUAGAGUCCUGUAAACUUUGUGAGACUGAAUACAGGAAGUCCCUCUAGUGGCUGUCGGAGUGAUUGUCCGAGAGACAGUCUAAGAAAAGGCUAAUAGUGACCCUGCAAGGUCAGACUAUAUGCCCCAAACCAUAAAAUUAAACUGUAGUGGUUGUGGUGACUAUAGUGUCUCUAUAAACAUAAUUGGCAACUGUCCAAGAACAGCGUCAUUAAUGCACAUGGGGAGCGAAGUGGAGCUGUCUGGUCCAAUCACACAGAAGAGCUACUGUAGCUCAAAUUCAAGAAAAACCUAAUGUUGACCAUGAUAGAAAUGUGUCAGUUAACACAGUGCAUUGUAAGGAUGUGCAUGGGAAAAAUAUUCGGUUUGGUUCAACAUUUCGAAAUUCGGAACUUCAGAACUUCGGUUCGGCACUUCGGAACUUCAGGACUUCGGGUAAGUGUAGGUUAGAGGUAGGAUAGGGUUAGGGUAGGGUUAGAGGUAGGGUUAGCGUAGGAUUAGGGGUAGUGUUAGAGGUAGGGUUAGGGUUAGUUUAGGAGUAGGGUUAGGUGUAGGAGCGAAGUGGAGCCUGUCUGGUCCAAUCACACAGAAGAGCUACUGUAGCUCAAAUUCAUGAAAAACCUAAUGUUGACCAUGAUAGAAAGGUGUCAGGAAACACAGUGCAUUGUAAGGAUGUGCAUGGGAAAAAUAUUCGGUUUGGUUCAGCAUUUCAAAAUUCAGAACUUCAGAACUUCGGCACUUCGGUGCGGAUCGGCACUUCGGAACUUCAGGACUUCUGGUACGUGUAGGUUAGGGGUAGGAUAGGGUUAGGGUAGGGUUAGAGGUAGGGUUAGGGUAGGAUUAGGGGUAGUGUUAGAGGUAGGGUUAGGGUUAGUUUAGGUGUAGGAUUAGGUUGGGGUAGGGUUAUGAAUAGGGUUAGGGUUACACUACCCCUACCUUAACCCUACUCCAACUACUAACCCUACUCCAACCACUAACCCUACUGCAACCCUUAACCCCACCCCUAGCCCAACCCCUAACCCUACCCCAACCCUUAACGCUACCCCUAAACCUAACCCUUCCUCUACUCCAACCCCUAACCUUACUCAAACCACUAACCCUACCCCUACCACUAACCCUACUCCAACCCUUAACCCUACCCCUAACCCUACCUCUACCCACACCAUUAACCCUACCUAACCAUACUCCAACCCAUUACCCUACCCUAACCCAUAGCCCCAACCCUUGCUACUUUUCAAAAAUCCGAAGCACUUCAGCACUUCCGAAAUGGGGCACUUCCGAAAUUCGGCACUUUGGAACUUUGCCAAUUUGAUUCGGUUCGGCAUUCCGAAAUUCGGCACUUUGGAAAUUUGGCACUUCAGACAUUUGGAAGCAUCCGAAUGUCAGAUUUUCCUAAAUUUGUCCGAAUUUGCAUUCGGAACAAAAUUAAUUUAACAUGUCUAGUGCAUUGUAGUUUGUUGAAUGUUGGGCUGAGAAGCUGCAGACUGUUUAGAGUGCCCAUGAUGACCCUUGUUCAACAUCAAAAGUGCCUUCAAUGGGUAUGUGAGCUUUAAAACUGGACCACGGAGCAAAGGAAAAAGGUUGUCUGUCCUGAUGAAUGACGCUUUCUUUCAGAUAAGGGAGAUGGAUGGGCACAUGCAUUGUUUACUUAGGAAUAGAUGGCAGCAGGAUUCACUAUGAGAAAAAGCCAGACCGGCAGAUAGAGUGUUAUGCUCUGGUAAAUGUUCUUCUGAGAAUCCUUGGGUUCUGGCAUUCAUGUUGAUGUUACUUUGACAUGUACCACCAACCUAGAGAUUGUUGCAGACCACGUACACCUCUUCAUGGCAAAGGUAUUUCCCAAUGUCCGUGGCCACUUUCAGCAGGGUAAUACACCCUGCCACUCUGCAAAUAUUGUCCAGGAAUGGUUUUGAGGAACAUGACAAAGAGUUCAAGGUGUUGCCUCUUCCUCCAAAUUCCCCAGAUCCCAAUCCAAUUGCGCAUAUGUGGAAUGUGCUGGAAUAUCAAAUCCGAUCCAUGGAGCCCAAACCUUGCAACUUGCAGGACUUAAAGGAUCUGUUUUUUAAUGUCUUGGUGCCAGAUACCACAGUACACUUUCAGAGGUCUUGUGGAGUCCAUGCCUUGAUACAUCAGAGCUGUUUUGGCAUCAUUAAGGAGAACCUGCACAAUUUUAGGCAGCUGGUUUUAGUGUUGUGGCUGAUCAGUAUGUAUGUAAUAUCUGCAAUCUACGCAAGAUGGCACUCUUGAGCUUGUUCACACUCUUAUAAUUUACCAAACUCUUAUAAUUUACCAAGCAGGCUGCUACCAGGCAGAUUUUUGAUUCUUGUUGCUCCUCUCACACCUUGUCCCUUUGCUGAUGACUUUAUUAGCUUCUUACCAUUUAAGAUUAAAUCCAAGAAACUAACACUCAAAUACAAAGCCCAUAAGAACUCUCCCCCUCACUACAUUUCUGCAUUAAUUCAGAGGUACACACCGCUCUGCCUGUGACCUUCUCCUGUCCACUGCUCGUACCCGUACUGCUAACUCCCGUUUUAAGGACUUCUCACAGCCAGCUCCAUAUCUCGACACACAAGUCAUUUAAUGUAAUUAGAAAGAUUUUUGUAAUCCUAAUGUUUUAGAGUGAGAGGGGUUAGAUGGGGAUAUAAUAGAAUACAACAUACAGUAUAUUCAAUAAUAGCUAUACAAAAUAAGCUAAAAUGUAUCAGCACAUCUGCAACAUUAUUGUCUUUUUGUGUCUUUAGACAAACCCAACGUUCUACGAGAAGCCAACAGAGGACGUUUUUCAGCCAUCUUGUCUUGAGAUUUUGGGGGAAGAAGCCAUUUCACCUGAAAUUCUGCAUAUAUCUCGUGAUUACGUGCAGCUGUCCCCCCCAAGGUAUCAGAAUGAGGAUUACUGGCCUAAACUCAGCCCAAACAUUAGCAAUGCUUCUUGUCACCAACCCACCAAUGCCAUCUCCAAUCAGACAUACCUCACUACAGGCUGGAAUCUGUAG